This is a messenger RNA of Colias croceus (clouded yellow), 939 nucleotides long. RefSeq names its product tropomyosin-like. The record is from RefSeq and is a predicted model, not a curated record. Lineage: Eukaryota; Metazoa; Arthropoda; Insecta; Lepidoptera; Pieridae. The transcript has a single exon. The coding region runs from base 1 to 939 and encodes 312 amino acids.
AUGCCGUUUGUUAAACGAACACCACCGCAACUCGAUGCGGCUAGUACAUCCGAAGCUUCAACUGGACAGACAGGGACAGAGCGAUAUGAUUCGGACCCAAGCAAUGAACAAACUUCAUACGGUAUUACCAAACGUCAAAAACGUAAAAGAGAGGACGAUCUUGGUACGCUGCGGCGCGACAUGACGGAAAUGUUUGGAAAUCUGAAAUCGGAAAUCUCUGAUUUAAUGAAUAGUUUCAAAUCGCAACAGGACAAAAAGCUGUCACUUAUACAAGCCAGCGUCGAUUAUUUGACCACAAAUUUAGCCGAACUUAAACAAUCUGUUGAGUUCUUCUCUGAAAAAUAUGAUGAAAUACAUAAUAAAAUAGGCGUUUUGGAACAGGGAUAUAAAGAAUACCGUUGCGUCACGCAAAUGCUUGAAACAAAAAUUGAAAACUUAGAAAAACAACUUCGGAAUACAAGUAUAGAAAUUCGCAAUAUUCCUAUGAAGCCACAAGAAUCAAAAAAUGACUUGGUACAAAUUGCUAUUAAUACUGGGAAGGCGCUAAAAAUUGACAUUCAGAAAUCCGAUAUAUCUGACAUAUUCCGUAUUCCAUCCAAAAAUUCAACAAAUAAACCUAUAAUAGCCCAAUUAAACACCACAUUACUCAAAGAAAACAUCCUGUAUGGAAUAAAGAAAUUUAACAAGGACAAUGCCAACAAUAAACUUAACACGAAUCACCUUCAAAUUGAGGGACAACCACGUCCGGUUUACAUAUCCGAGAAUCUAACACAAAAAAUGAAAAAGAUUUACUUUCUGGCUAGAGAUUUUGGAAAACAAAACAACUAUAACUACUGUUGGAUUUCAAAAGGGAAAGUAUAUAUGCGUAAGCAAGAAGGCUUUCCACUUAUAAAAAUCGAAUCUGAGGACGACCUGAAAAAUCUCUCCAGUCAGAUAUGA